This is a messenger RNA of Alligator sinensis (Chinese alligator), 2964 nucleotides long. It is a transcript of the gene AIF1L, whose product is annotated as allograft inflammatory factor 1 like. NCBI's taxonomy places the organism in Eukaryota, Metazoa, Chordata, Crocodylia, Alligatoridae. Gene Ontology annotation, cellular component: actin filament; ruffle membrane. Gene Ontology annotation, molecular function: calcium ion binding; actin filament binding. Bases 90 to 374 code for a protein of 94 amino acids. The transcript has 5 exons. Gene Ontology annotation, biological process: ruffle assembly; actin filament bundle assembly. The record is from RefSeq and is a predicted model, not a curated record.
AGGAGAUCAACAAGGAAUUCCUGUGCGACCCAAAGUUCAGUGAUGAAGAGGAUCUGGAGGAGAAGCUUGCCGUGUUUAAAGAGAAGUACAUGGAGUUUGACCUGAAUAACCAAGGCGAGAUUGACCUGAUGUCGGUCAAAAGGAUGAUGGAGAAGCUGGGGGCGCCAAAGACGCACUUGGAGCUGAAGAAGAUGAUCUCAGAAGUGACGGGCGGGGUGAGCGAAACCAUCUCCUACCAGGACUUCGUCAACGUGAUGCUGGGCAAGCGGUCCGCCGUCCUCAAACUAGUCAUGAUGUUUGAAGGAAAAGCCAAUGAAAACAAUCCAAAGCCUUCUGGCCCACCUCCAGAGAGGGAUAUUGCCAGCCUUCCCUGACAGCGAUCAGCUGGAAAAGCAGAACGUGUCAGCACCACGCUGCUUGGUUGGGCUGUCACGAAGGUUACCUGUCUGUUACUCUUACUUUGGACAGUCUUAGGUGUAAACUAAUCUGCCUUAGAGGAACAACAAGGGAAGCCCAGGGACCCCCUCCAGUCUGCACAUAGCCACCUCUCCGCUGCAUCCUCAGCCAGUCUCUUCUGCUAGAGAAGCUGUAGUAAAGGCAUAACGUGAAACCAAAAAAACCCCCAACCUCACUUAUCAGUUGAGAAAUUGCUGAUCGCUUCCCAGGGUAAUUGGCCUGGAUUUCUCAGCUGGAAGGAGGGGCUACCCUCUUUCUAUCAGGUGGGUCCUUCACUGGGGUGAAUUGAAUGCUGAAUCUCUGCCCGCUCCUCACAUGGCUUUGCUGCCAGAGAUUGCUAGGGCACCCCAGCAGCAGCUGCCGCAUGGACACCGGGAGCUAAGUGCCUUCUGAAGUUCACCCUGCAGCUCCCAUCUUCAGAUGGGUUCCUGUCCCCUUCCCCUAAACCAGCAGUUUGCCAGCCAAAAUGCCUCUCACACCUCCCACAUCCUGUACCAAGUCUCCAAGAGGAAAACUGGGAAGAGGGAGGUCUGCAUGAGAUGUGCAGGGGGACAACUUCUGGAGGCUAGCUGCUGGGAGAAGGGCUGGUAGGUGAGGAUUAUCACAGCUUGGAGGGCUGGGAAGGAAGCGGUGCAACUCCCCUGCAUAUUGAGCGAUAGCUCUUUAGUGUCUGCUCCUGGGACUGGUCCCAGAUGGUCCCAGCCAAGGGCACACUGAAUCAGCAGUGCUCCUCUCUGUCCCUAUUCAGUCAUGCUUGCUCUUCCCUAACCAACACAGACCCCAAUUUUGACAUCCAGCCUCCCUGCCUCUCUUGGCAUCCGCUCUUAGGGAGUCUCCUGUUGAUAAAUGAUCCCAAACCUUGGUGCUGACUGCCGUGGUCAGGCUAUGAAGGCUACGGCAGGGCUUGAUGAGAAAUGAGGGGGUCUGACUGGAUACUUUUGUCUUUCUGUCUGUAUAGAAGUAGCUAUGGUAAGACUAGGGAGGAGAAACCGGAGAACCCUGCAAGCUUCUAAGGCACAGGCCUCUUGUGGGUGUUAUAGCAAUUGAUUGCAAAUUAGGAAAUGCAUGGUGGCGGGUAUUGGGGAGCUUGUAAUCUUAAUGUGUUGUGAAGGAUUGCUUAUUGGAAGUGAAGCACUGGCUUUAAUCAAUGCCACCCAUCAAGCUAGCUGUCCCCGUGAAACAGAGAAACUCUCCAAACCACGUGUUCCAGGAUGCAUUGGCUCUGGGAUUGAGCUGGGUUAGAUCCUUGGAUGUUUAGGAGCCUAGAGAGGCCUUUCCUGCUGGCUGAAUCAAGGUGCAAACCCAUAAGUUUCUAGAUCUGCUAAAACGUCUGGCUGAAAUUGGAGCAUAAUAGAAGCUUAAAACCUGCAGGACAGGGGAAAUCCUCCCCACAUUAAGGCAAGCUAAAGUCUCAGUGACUUCCACCUAUAUUAAGCCUGCUGAAUGUGUAGGAUUAAGCUUGGAGUGUGCUCUGCAAGCUGCUGGCAGGAAUACACCACUGCUGUUUCUUCAUACAGAAACUACAAAAGGAGCUACUUGACAUGUCAAGGCAUUUCUGGGUGGCUAUAAGCUGAAGCUCAUGCCAGAAGUGAGACAAUGGACAAGAGUUGCCCCCAGAUAGCAGUUUUGCUGGCUGCUGACUGAAGGAUGCAGACACGAAUGUUAAAUCUGUGAAGAAGCCGCAGAGCCAAACAAGUUUCUUGGUGGGCCCCUCUUUGCCCGGGGUGGAUGUACUCGUGUGAGCCUGAUGUCUCUGGAGACGAUUCUACUAAGUCAACUGUUGGUUGUAAAAGGAGUUGCUGCUUCUGUCUACUGAGUUUUUAAAGGCAGAUUUCCUAAUAUAUUGGGUUUUCUAGGAGGCUCCUUGUAACGUGAAUAAGCAGCUGGCCUCUGAAGUUUGGUCGUUUCCCUCGCUGCCAGUGGCCAGUUAGUUCAGUUCCAUAACAUCAAAUCUAAAUUGGCUGUUCUCUCUCACCUGAAAUCUCAAGGCAUGGUGGGAAAACCAGCCCAGCUAGUCUUGCUUUGGACGUUCACAGAAAAUGCUGGGGAUGUCCUACAGCUGCACGAGAAAGUGAGAUCAGAGGAGUCCAGUCUGAGCCCCUCAAAUCCAUCCAGCCUUGCUGUGGGGGAGUUUACUUUCUUUAUACAGGUGGCCUCUGAACUUCUGGGAUCCUACAAACAAAUGCUUUUGUUUAAAUGUAUUACAAUGGGACCGUUCUCAUGAGUGAAAUUCAGCACAUUGAAAAGGUUGUCUUUGCAGAGCUGGGACCUUUCGAGGGCAGGGAAGGACUCAUCUGAUGCCAGUGUAGCUGGGACCAUGCUCUGAUCAUUCGGGACACUGAUGCGAUCAUUGCUUUCUACGUAAACUCUUGGAAUCUGGUUGUUUGCUGCUGGGGUUUCACUGCUUACUCUGUUUCUUCUUUUAUGUUCUUGGCAGCUUUUAACUUUUGUGGUUUUUAAAUCCUUGUAUAAAUAAAAAGUCCAAAUAAUUGUAACUUGACUAGACAU